Schistosoma spindalis is the source of this 2851-nucleotide messenger RNA. Lineage: Eukaryota; Metazoa; Platyhelminthes; Trematoda; Strigeidida; Schistosomatidae. The record is from the annotation of a GenBank genome assembly.
GGUGAAUUCAUCAAUGACGGAAUUCUCUGUUUAUCAUGGAGAUCAGAACGGUCUUCAGUCGCCUUCCAAUCAUAGGUAUGAACAGUUCCUUGGUGUUUGGAAAUCAUUAAUUUCUCGCAUUGAAACUCAACUUAGAUUUCUCACUUCAAGUGUAUUCACUGAAGUAUUCAAUUACAUUGAAAAUUCACACACUUCCUGGCUAUCAUUUCACAAUUCGGAGACAAAUAGCCUCGUUAAUUUAGAACAAAUUCCAACAGCUCUCCUGUUAGCUGGUGUCAAUACUCCCGAUCAUUCUGUUAUCUAUGGCCACCUCAAAAAUUUAAUUUUGGAAUCUGGUGGACAUGUGGCCGUUAUCAGUCCUGGUGCUAAUACAACAAGUGUCCGUAGUCUUGUUUCUCUUGUGGUGGAGCAACUAUCGGAUGAUUCUUUUCACCAAAGUAAAUGGUUUAGAAGUGAUGAAGAUUCCAAUGAAAACUCGCGUGUCACCUGUCAAGAUUAUAAGGAAUCAAAGUAUACUUCAGUGAAAAAUUUCACUCCGGCUACACGUUCCUCGUAUUUGGCUUUGGUAGAAUGGUACUACUCUGGAACGAAAAAAUACUGUUGCACCAGCGUACCUGAAUGUAAUCCAGAAUUUAAAACACCAGCACCACCAACUACACCUCGUCUCCGUUCUCAACGUAGUACCAGUCAACCAAGAUCUCAAAAAUCACAUCAACCUUAUCCUAUGUCAGCUGCCUCACCUAGAUUGAGCACACCAACUAGAAGAAGUCAAAGAUUUAGUCUACAUUCGAAUGAAGUUAGUAACACUUUAAAAAGCGAACUAGCUGACAGUAUAUCAGCAUCUCCAGGAUCAGGAAUACUUUCAGAGUUAAAACAAAAUUCGUCGUUACUUAGACCUCUAGUCAUUAUUCUUACAGAGAUUGAAUCCAUCCCUGUUCAGGUUUUAUGUGAUUUUAUCGAGCUGACUUCUCUUUAUGUGGCCGGUCAGAUUAAAGGUCGUUCUUGUUCAUUACCAAUAACUUUUGUUUUCGGUUUGUCUACAAUUCCUGAGAUUGGAUUUGAACCACGUUUUAGUGCAUCCAUACUAAGCCGAUUAACAAUUCGACGUUUUUCUGUUCCUUCACCGUCAGCUUUCUUAAAUGUUGUGUUAAAGGAAGUUAUACAAUUCCCUGGAUUACAUCCAACUUAUUCUGUAUUAAAUUAUUUAAUGGAUGGAUUAUUUCUUUGUUUAGAUUAUUCAGUGAAAAAUUUCAUACAACGUUUAAAAUUUUGCAUGUUAGAACAUUAUUUGAAAACACCACAUCCUGAAUUGUUACAAUCACCGGAAUUAGCGUACAAAUAUCUGAAAUCAAUAAAUUCUAGAGAUUUAGCUAAAAUUGUCACAUUGGAUUAUCCUUCAUUAGCAAAUUGUGUUCUGGAUAAUACAACAACUUCAACUUCUACUAUUAAUCAUUCUACACUUUCUAUUGUUAAUAAUUCAUCUCCACAAACUGCACAACAAACAUCGCAUAGACUUGUCAAUAAGAUUGUAGAACAUUUGGAAAACCAUUUCAAAUUACAAUAUUUAAUUCCAUAUGUAUUGAAUUGGUUGUUGAUUAUUAUAACACCAUUAUCGGCUCGACCUUUGGGUAAAAAUAUUGGAGAUUUGUAUCGUUUAUGGUUGAAAAAUGGUUUAGUCAAUGCAGAAGAAUUCAACUUGACAAUAAAUCUUUUAGGUGGAGUGCCCAAAGAACAUUUAUUGAACUCUGUACAAGAUGCUUAUGAUUAUCUACUGAAAGAAUCUACUUCUUUAAUUCAGUCGCAAAAUCCCACUUCACUUUGUUGGUCACCGUCUACCGUAUCAGAAGGUAGAAAAUGUUUGAAUAAUUUAGCUGACUCAACCCUGUCUUGGCAUACAAAACUAUCGAUGGCUUGUCAAGAAGCAUCGAUGAAUAAACAACUGUCACAGUGCGAUCAAGAACAGUCGACAAAUAAUGACAAGUUGACAAUAACAGCUGCAACUUCUGUCAACAAUCCGGAUACUGUACCAGUUAAACCUGUUGAAUUUAAUACAAAAAGAAAAAUUAGUUUACGUAAUUUACGUCAGCAUCUUCAAGAAUAUGCAACUUCUUCACCGAAUCGUCCUUUAUCUGCUAUCACUUCAACUAUUCAAAAAACUCAAUGGGAUAUAACACGUAAAGAAUUUUUAAAUUGGAUACAAUUAAAAUUAAAUGAAUUCAUUCCAUCAUUUAAUCAAUUACCAUUACAUGAAGUUUUCUAUGGUCCAUCUAUCAUCAUUGAAAAUAAUAUUCAUUCAUUAUCAUUCACCGAUGAUAAUGAUUCAUCAAUUCAUUCACAAUUAGCAUUAUCUAUACGUCGUCGAUUAAAUCCACCAUUUCAACGUUGUUUACAUCUAGCACUUAUGGAUCCUGGUGUAUAUUUACAGAUUACUGAUUUGAAACUAUCUAAUUCAAGUAGUAUUUCAUCGAAAUUAUUUGAUUUAUGCAUUUUGUAUAAAUUACUAAUUGAAACAAAUAAAAUGGUGAAUUUGUACGAUUGGCUUAUGGCAUUUGCAACUAUACUGGGAGAGGCGGUUGACUCACAAAAUCCUCCAUCUCAAGAGACUCAAUGUCGUUUCUUGCAAGGAUUAGCAGAACUACAAUAUUUAGGUUGUAUAAAAUCAACUCGUCGAAAAGUGGAUCAUGUUAUACGUUUGACAUGGAUCUCAGGUCUUGUGUAAUCUUAUAACAUUCAAUUUUUUUUUACCCAAUUUUUUUAUUUUACUAUCAAUGAAAAAUAUGAUUAUUUAUUGUAUAUCAAAUUGGGGUUUUUUUUUGUUUUGUUUCUAUCUUUCAAAAGGUCUCAUUUGUUU